AUGGGCCGCAUCGUCGUUACCGGCGGCUCCGGCAAAGCCGGCCAAUCCAUCAUCACCGAGCUCCUCGAUGCCGGACAUACAAUCCUGAAUCUAGACCUAGCACCCAUGUCCCGUCCAGGCGUGCACACGCUCAGAACCGACCUCGCCGACAGCGGCCAGGUCUUCAACGCCCUCUCGGGCCAAUGGGCCCUAACCGAGCCCUUCCCAAAGGGCCUCCCUCCUCCCCCGGACGCCGUGAUCCACAUGGCCGGGUACGCACGCAACAUGCUCGUGCCAGACAACGAAACCUUCCGCGCAAACACGCAGGGCACAUACAACAUCUGCGAAGCAGCCUGCAAGCUUGGGAUCCGCAAGAUCAUCAUCGCCAGCAGCAGCACGGUGUACGGCGUUGCGUUUGCGCAGGGGGAUGCGAAUUAUUCGUCGUUCCCGAUUGAGGAGGAUCAAGACGUUAAUCCGACGGAUACGUAUGCGAUUGCGAAGUUGUGCAAUGAGCGUGUUGCGCGCGGCUUUGCGGCGCGGUUUGGGGCUGAUAUCUAUGUGUUGCGCAUUGGGCAUGUUAUUGGGCCGGAUGAGUAUAACGAGGAGAUCUUUUAUAGUUAUGUGCAUGAGCCUGAGCUGUGGAAGGUGCAUGGGUGGGCGUAUAUUGAUUCGCGCGAUCUGGGGGGUAUGUGUGAGGCUGGGUUGCGGACGGAUGGGCUUGGGUUCCAGAUUUUUAAUGCCACGAAUGAUUCUAUUACGAAUCUGAGGCCUACUAAGGAGUUGUUGAAGGAGUUUUAUCCUGAUACGCCUGUUACGCGGGAGUUGGAUGAGUUUGAGGCGCCGUUGACGAAUGCGAAGAUUAAGAGGCUGCUUGGGUUUGAGGAGAAGCAUAAGUGGCGGAAGUAUUUCAAUCUGUGGGAUAAGAAAAAAGUUAUUGUAGAUUAA
This is a messenger RNA of Penicillium verhagenii, 924 nucleotides long. RefSeq names its product NAD-dependent epimerase/dehydratase family protein. The coding region runs from base 1 to 924 and encodes 307 amino acids. NCBI's taxonomy places the organism in Eukaryota, Fungi, Ascomycota, Eurotiomycetes, Eurotiales, Aspergillaceae. The transcript has a single exon. The record is from RefSeq and is a predicted model, not a curated record.